CACCUUUUGUCCCCUAGUGUGGAGGGAGGGAGAAGGGAAGAGGAGAGGGAGAAGAGGAGGGAGAAGAGGAGGGAGAAGAGGAGGGAGAAGAGGAGGGAGAAGAGGAGGGAGAAGAGGAGGGAGAAGAGGAGGGAGAAGAGGAGGGAGAAGAGGAGGGAGAAGAGGAGGGAGAAGAGGAGGGAGAAGAGGAGGGAGAAGAGGAGGGAGAAGAGGAGGGAGAAGAGGAGGGAGAAGAGGAGGGAGAAGAGGAGGGAGAAGAGGAGGGAGAAGAGGAGGGAGAAGAGGAGGGAGAAGAGGAGGGAGAAGAGGAGGGAGAAGAGGAGGGAGAAGAGGAGGGAGAAGAGGAGGGAGAAGAGGAGGGAGAAGAGGAGGGAAGAGGUAGGGGCAUAGAAGAAAAAGGACGAAGGGAU
Messenger RNA from Closterium sp. NIES-67, 410 nucleotides. NCBI's taxonomy places the organism in Eukaryota, Viridiplantae, Streptophyta, Zygnematophyceae, Desmidiales, Closteriaceae. The record is from the annotation of a GenBank genome assembly.